Messenger RNA from Adineta ricciae, 570 nucleotides. The record is from the annotation of a GenBank genome assembly. NCBI's taxonomy places the organism in Eukaryota, Metazoa, Rotifera, Eurotatoria, Adinetida, Adinetidae.
AUGUCAAGUCUUCCUGAGAAUUAUCAACCUCCUGAUCCAAGUUCACUACCAACGGGUCCAUUAGAUACCACAACAUCAGCGUAUGGGUUUUCUCAUACCAUGAUUCGUAUAAAAGAUCCGCGAGUCUCGUUAGAUUUUUAUACUCGUAUACUUGGAAUGACUCUUGUUCGAGUGAUGCCAAUGCCUGCUGGUAAAUUCACGAAUUAUUUCCUAUGCUAUCCACAAUCCACCGUCCCUGAUCGAGAUAAUCACGAUCAGCUGAUGGGUUGGUUAUGGCAACAACAAGGUAUUCUCGAAUUAUGCCACAAUUGGGGUACAGAAUUAUCAGAAAGUGAUUUUCAAGGUUACAAAUCCGGUAAUGAACCCGAACAUAAAGGAUUUGGACAUAUCUGCGUGUUUGUCGACGAUCUUCAUAAGGCUUGUGAUCGUUUUACGUCAUUGGGCGUUCGAUUCAAAAAACGCCCCGAAGACGGACAAAUGAGACACAUCGCAUUUAUCUUGGAUCCUGAUGGAUAUUGGAUUGAAAUUAUCCAAAAAAGUGCUGGUGAUAAAGAAGUAACAAAGAAUUGA